Papaver somniferum (opium poppy) is the source of this 1842-nucleotide messenger RNA. RefSeq names its product cytochrome P450 71B36-like. Lineage: Eukaryota; Viridiplantae; Streptophyta; Magnoliopsida; Ranunculales; Papaveraceae. The transcript has 2 exons. The coding region runs from base 498 to 1163 and encodes 221 amino acids. Gene Ontology annotation, molecular function: iron ion binding; oxidoreductase activity, acting on paired donors, with incorporation or reduction of molecular oxygen; monooxygenase activity. The record is from RefSeq and is a predicted model, not a curated record.
AGUGUCUUCUGAAAACACCACCAUUCACACAACAAAGGAGAUAAUAAUAGUAGCGUGAUUUCAUUGUGUCUUCUGAAAACACCACCAUUCACACAACAGAGGAGAUAAUAAUAUAGCAGCGUGAUUUCAUUUAAGCUAGCAUGAAGAUUUUUCCUUACGAUUUCCUUCUACUUGUCCCGCUUAUUCUCGUUCCUCUAUAUUUUCUCACUGCAAUCAAAAACAGAAAGAACGGAGAUCAAGCAAAACCCAACUUCCCACCUGGUCCUCUGAAGCUUCCAAUCAUUGGUAACUUACAUCAACUCAUAAAACAACCUCAUCAUCAAGCACUGUCACAACUAUCUAACCCAUACGGUCCAAUCAUGUUUCUACAAUAUGGUCGUGUACCUACAGUCGUAAUCUCCUGAAGCUGCCGAACAAGUCCUCAAAACACUUGAUACUAGUUUUGUAGUAGAAUUCAACUUGCUGGAGGAAAACGUCUUUCAUAUAAUUACAUAGAUAUGGCUUUAGCACCUUAUGGAGAGUAUUGGAGAGAGAUUCGAAAAAUAUGUGUACUUGAACUCUGUAGUAGGAAAAGGGUGCAAUCUUUUAAGGUGGUCAUGGCAGAGGAAAUUGGUGUUUUGAUUGAUUCGAUAUCAUCUUCUUCUUCAAAUACAACUUCAGUUAACGCUUUGGAGAAGUUAACAAGCUUUGCACAUAAAACUAUCUGUAGAUUUGCUUUUGGUAGCGCAACCGGUCAAAGUAGCAAUAGAUUUGAUAAUGGAAGACUUGCAGAAAUUCUUUAUGAAGUCUCCGUAGUGACUGGUUUAUCCGCAUCGGACUUCUUUCCAAAGAUAAGUUGGAUUAUUGAUAGGGUCACUGGAAUUCAUAGUAAAACCGAAAAAUGCUUUCAUGAUGUGGACGAUUUCUUACAACAAAUCAUAGACGAACAUGAAAACCCGGAGCGAGUGAAACCGGAGCACGAAGAUAUCAUAGACAUUUUUCUGAAACUAAAGAACGCUGAAACAAGUACCAUUCGUCUCACUAACGACCAUAUCAAAGCAGUUCUCGUGAAUUUAUAUCUUGGUGGAGUAGACUCACCAGCAGUAAUAAUGAAUUGGGCCAUGAUAGAACUGGUUAAAAAUCCCAAAGCAAUGAAGAAAGUUCAGGAAGAGAUCAGAAGGUAGGUAGGUUCAAAAGGAAAGGUAGAAGAACCGGACCUUGAUAAUUUCCUAUACUUAAAAAUGGUAGUUAAAGAAACUAUGGGGUUGCAUCCAAUAGCUUCAUUCCUUUUAAGAGAAACCAUGAAACACAGCAAAAUUGGUUGUUUCGACAUAUAUCCCAAGACAUGGGUGUUAAUAAAUACAUAGGCGAUGGGAAGAAAUCCAGAGUAUUGGCAAAAUCCAGAAGAAUUCUUACCAGAGAGGUUUAAGGACAGCUCCAUUGAUUUUGGUGGAGAUCAAAGUUUUGAAUACACGCCUUUUGGAGGAGGUCGAAGGGUUUGUCCUGCAAUUAAUAUGUCAAUUGUGUUAGUAGAGUUUGUCCUUGCCAAUGUAUUGUGUACUUUCAAUUGGGAAUUGCCAGAAGGAUUGACGAGGGAAGACUUGAACAAGGAGGAGUUUGCAGGCUUAAGGAGUAGAUAUCCACUUGAGCUUGUGCCCAUCAAGCAUGUGGUUAGGAAAUCUAAUUAAAAGAAAAUAAAAUAUUGUAUGACUGUGUGCCAAGUGUAUACUGCGCGAUAUUCCAUGGGAAAUGGUGUGCUGAAUGUAUAACCGAUGUGUGAUUUGUGUGCUAAAUGUAAAAUGCAUGAUAUUGCAUGGGUAAUUGUUUGCUAAAUGCAGUAUAAACUCUAUAAAUUAAUGUUGA